Molecule: messenger RNA, 2461 nt
Organism: Dromiciops gliroides (monito del monte)
Lineage: Eukaryota; Metazoa; Chordata; Mammalia; Microbiotheria; Microbiotheriidae
Product: scaffold attachment factor B1-like
Biological process (GO): regulation of transcription by RNA polymerase II; regulation of androgen receptor signaling pathway; regulation of mRNA processing
Cellular component (GO): nucleus
Molecular function (GO): RNA binding; sequence-specific DNA binding
Source: RefSeq, a predicted model, not a curated record
AUGAAGGAGGUAAUCCUGAUGAAAUUGAAAUUACAUCUGAAGGAAGCAAGAAAACAACUCCAAAGAGACCUAGCAAAGGUGGUGGACAAGGAGAGUGUAAACAAUUUAGAUACUUCAUCAUCUGACUUCACUGUGGUGCAGGAGAUUGAAGAUCCAUCCUUGAGCCAGGAAAAUGAGAAAAUACUCGACAUUUUGGGGGAAACUUGUAAGUCUGACCCACUAAAAGAAGAAGGUUCCGACCUGGAGCAGCCAUUUUCACAGGAUGCAAGUAGCGUGGGGCCAAACAAAAAGCUUGCAGAGGAAGAGGACAAUUUUGUCACCGAUCAUCCAGAGGAGGGAAGCAAUUAGAUUUGGACAGCGAGUCAACACAAGCAAUUGCAGAAGGCAGAAAAGCACUUAGAUAUAGUGAAAAGGGAAAAAAGCGAGCAGAAAGUAUACGAAGAGAAAAUGGACUCUGACACAGUAGUGGUAGAGAACCUAAAUGAUCAGAGUAAAGCAACAGCAUCAGAGAAUGCAGAAGCUUCUAUCGAGGAAGCCCAGGAAAUGCCAGAGAAAGCCUCAAGCCCGAAACCAAAGAUAGCAAAGAAGACACUAAGAAAAAGUGAAGAUGAAGCUAUUAAUGAAGAUUCAUCUGCUACUAAAGAGUCCUCUACCAAUGAGGGCGGUGAUCAGAAAAUGAGCUCUAUUGAAGAGGACUCAGAUACCAAAAGAGUCUCCAAAGAUGAAAAAGGUCAUGCCACUAGCAGUUGUGGUAGAAACUUUUGGGUUAGUGGACUUUCUUCUAGUACCAGAGCUAUAGAUUUGAAGAAUCUUUUCAGCAAAUAUGGAAAGGUUGUUGGUGCCAAGGUGGUCACUAAUGCUCGAAGUCCUGGGGCUCGGUGUUAUGGUUUUGUCACAAUGUCCACAUCUGAGGAAGCAACAAAAUGUAUUAACCACCUUCACAAGACAGAGCUUCAUGGGAAAAUGAUCUCAGUAGAAAAAACAAAAAACGAACCUGCUGGGAAAAAAACUUCAGACAAGAGAGAAAGUGAUGGAAAGAGAGAAAAAUCAACUAAUAGUGACAGAUCUACGAACAUAAAAAGAGAUGAUAAAAUGGACAAAAAAGAUGACACUAGAAAAGAAGAUGGAAGUGAUGAGAAGGAUAAAGAUGAACAGAAACCUGGAUCUGAUCGAGCGAGAGCUACUAAAUCAGGAAGUCGAGGAACAGAGAGGACUGUAGUAAUGGACAAAUCCAAAGGAGAACCUGUUAUCAGUGUAAAAACAAGUGGAGGAAAAGAGGGAGUCUCAAAGAGCCAAGAUCGCAAAUCUGCCAGUAGAGAAAAACGAUCUGUUGUAUCAUUUGAUAAGUCCAGAGACCAGCGGAAGAUGAGAGAUUCCGAGUCCCGAAGGGCAUGUGAAUGGAGUGAAAGAGAGGAACGAAUUCAAGCCUUACAGGAGCGAGAAGAAAGAGAACGCCUGGAAAUAGCUCGUGAGAGACUUGCUGUUCAAAGACAGCGCCUAGAAAGGGAAAGAAUGGAAAGAGAGCGACUGGAGAGGGAGAGGAUGCAUAUAGAGUAUGAGAGGCGCAGAGAACAAGAGCGAAUUCAUAGGGAGAGGGAAGAACUCCGCCGACAGCAGGCCCUCCGUUAUGAGCAAGGAAGACGACCUGCAAUCAGACGCCCUUAUGAUGUGGAUGGCAGGCGGGAUGAUUCCUAUUGGCCAGAAGGAAAGAGGGCAGCACUGGAUGACCGAUACCAUUCUGAAUUUAGCCGCCAAGAUCGCUUCCAUGAUUUUGACCAUAGAGAUCGUGGCCGGUACCAGGAUCAUUCAGUGGACAGGAGAGAAAGUUCAAGGUCAAUGAUGGGAGACAGAGAUGGGCAGCACUAUGCAGAACGCCGUGGAGGACCAGAUCGCCGUGGACGGGAAUCCCGAGAUGAGUGGAGCAGUUAUGGAUCUGAGAAGAGAAUGAGCAAGGGAAGAGGGCUGCCUCCUCCACCCAGGGGACGAGACUGGGGAGACCAUGGUCGAAGGCUAGAUGACCACCAAGAUCGCUCAUGGCAAGGAAAUGUAGAUGGAGGAAUGAUGGGUCGAGAUCAUGAGAGAUGGCAAGGUGGUGAGAGAAGUAUGUCUGGUCACUCUGGACCAGGCCAUGUGAUGAACCGAGGAGGGAUGUCGGGGCAUGGCAGCUUUGCAGGUGGAAAUUCGGGGCAUGUGAUGCAGGGUGGUGGAAUGCAAGGUGGAAUUGGAGAACAGGACAGAGGGAACAGACCUAAUGACACCCGCUUUACUCGCCGCUACUGAAUAUUUUAAAACCUAUGUUAAUGUCAUAUAGCAACAGUGAUGCAUUCUGUUUGCCAGGGCUACCUUGAACUGUGUAAUAUUUUUUUUAUCUGCUCCCAUAUUGUAGCUCAAUACAAUGUGAAUUUUAUUCUGUUUGAGUUUUUUUUCUUUUGUUAAUAAACGUGUUCCUGUUCACACACCA